AUUAUGGCCUCCCUCCCUCGCACCAGUCACGUAGAUACACUAUUACUCAUCUCUCUAUCUCUCUCUCUCUCUCUCUCUCUCUCGUCCUUGCUUAUCUCUUCUGCCUUCUCCACCUUCCGCUGUCUGUGUCGCUUGUUUUUCUCGUUUUUAUGUGCUUAAUUUCCUGAGUUUUACAAAUACAUACACACACACAUAAAAUUAUUUAGUGCCUAGGUUGAUGAAGGAUUACUGAGUGGUGAGUGGUGAACUUAGCAAGCAAGAAACAUGUGGGUAGUAAGGAAGGGAGUGUCAGAUAUCAUCUCUCCAGUCUCCAUCCAUAUCCAUGGACCAUCACCAUAUGCAUGCACAACACCUGUUCAUAUAUCCCAUCACCCAAAUAAACAAACAAACACAAAAUGUGAUGAGGCAUUGGCUGCCGACACUUGAUGCUACUUCCUCCGCCACAUGAUCUAGCACUCACUUGGAUCUGAUCGUCAUCAUCAGCUGUAUCCUUACGCUUCUUCCGAACUGGUUCAAGUUCAAAGAAUGGCAUCGGCAUGGGGUAGCGGUGGUGGUCGCCAAAUUUAAAGCUCCGUCGUCUCUAAUUGACCAUUCUACCCCUACUACAACCUAUUACUACAUUCCAAUGGCAUUGUACUUGCUGCUGCCGACUGUGUUCCUCCUCUGUUUGCUUUUCCCGCCAUGCAUGCCUCUAACGGUCGGAACUGAAACGGAAGCUGAAGCCCUCCUUGAGUUGAAGAGGCAGCUCAAAGACCCCCUGAAUGUUCUCGAUUCCUGGAAAGAGACCGCAGAUCGGUCGCCCUGCAACUUCUUCGGAGUCGCCUGCGAUCGGAUUAGCGGGAAAGUAAUUGGAGUUGCUCUUGAUAACAAGUCCCUCUCGGGUGAGAUUUCGCCCGCCAUUGGUGUUCUUGACAGUCUCGCCACACUUUCGCUGCCUUGCAACAACAUUACAGGAAAGCUUCCUGCCCAAGUCACUCGUUGUGCCAAUCUCAAAACUUUAAAUCUCACCGGCAACAAAAUGGUGGGAGCAAUCCCGGAUCUUUCUGCCCUCGGAAAAUUGGAGAUUCUUGAUCUUUCUACAAACUCCUUCUCCGCGGCAUUCCCAUCAUGGGUGGGGAAUCUGACUGCGUUGAAUUCCCUCGGGCUCGGGGAAAAUGAAUUUGAUGAAGGUGAAAUCCCUGAGGGGCUUGGAAACUUGACCAACUUGACUUGGCUCCAUCUGGGGAAUUCCCAGUUCAGAGGAGAGAUUCCGGAAUCUGUUUACAAAAUGAAGGCACUGGAGACGUUGGAUAUGUCGAAGAACAAGCUCUCUGGGAAGCUCUCCAACUCGAUUUCCCAGCUGCAAAAACUCAAUAAGAUUGAGCUUUUUCAAAACAAUUUGACUGGGGAAAUCCCACCAGGGCUCGCUAAUCUCACCCUCCUAAGGGAAUUUGAUUUCUCAUCAAACAAGUUUUAUGGGAAGUUGCCUUCCGAGAUGGGAAAUCUCAAGAACUUGGUGGUUUUUCAGUUAUUCAGGAACAAUUUCUCCGGGGAAUUCCCUGCUGGGUUCGGCGAUAUGAAACACCUUGUUGCAAUCUCAAUUUAUGAAAACAGAUUUUCCGGGGAUUUUCCAACCAAUUUUGGCAGAUUCUCACCUUUGGAAAGCAUUGACAUAUCCGAGAAUCAGUUUUCAGGUGGUUUCCCAAGGUUUCUUUGUGAAAAGGGCAGGUUACAAUUCUUGCUUGCUUUGGGCAACAAUUUUUCUGGGGAGCUGCCAGACUCUUACGUUCGAUGUAAAUCUCUAGAGAGGCUGAGAGUCAAUCAGAACCGUUUGUCUGGGAAGAUUCCAGCUGAGUUUUGGUCACUUCCCUACGCAACAAUGAUUGAUUUCAGUGAUAACGACUUCAGCGGAGAGAUAUCCCCCAGCAUUGGGUUUUCUACCAGCUUGAAUCAGUUGAUAUUGAAGAACAAUGGUUUCUCUGGUUAUCUUCCGCAACUUGGGAACCUAUCAAACUUGGAGAGGCUCUAUCUGAGUGGUAAUAAAUUUUCCGGUGAAAUACCUUCCGAAAUUGGUGCUCUAAAGCAGCUGUCAUCUUUGCAUCUUGAACACAAUUCUCUGACAGGAUCGGUACCAUCAGAAUUGGGAUACUGUGUUAAGUUGGUGGACGUGAAUCUUGCUUCGAAUUCUUUAACUGGUAAUAUCCCACGCACGUUAUCACUAAUAAGCUCUUUGAACUCUCUAAAUCUCUCGCAAAAUAGCCUCACGGGUUUGAUUCCUGAAACUUUGGUGAAACUGAAGCUAAGUUCUAUAGAUUUGUCGGGGAAUCAGUUAUCCGGAAGAGUACCAUCUGAUCUUCUGACCAUUGGAGGAGACAAAGCCUUUGAUGGAAACAAGGGACUCUGCAUUGAUCAAUAUUCCAGAACACGUACAAAUUCUGGGAUGAACAUGUGUACUGAAAAGCCGAAUCAAAAAAAGGUGCUUGAAAAUAAACUGGUUUUGUUCUCGAUUAUAGCAUUGGCGUUGGUUGCUGUUUUUGCUGGAUUACUGCUGGUUAGUCAUAAGAACUUCAAGCUUGGGGAGGCAGUUGACAGAGAAAAUAAUUUGGAAGCAGGGAAGGAGAAAGAUCUGAAAUGGAAACUUGCGUCUUUCCACCAGUUGGAAAUAGAUGCAGAUGAUAUAUGCGAUUUGAAAGAAGAAAAUUUGAUUGGAAGUGGCAGUACAGGGAAAGUUUACCGCAUAGAUUUGAAGAAAGGUCGUGGCACGGUAGCUGUCAAACAACUCUGGAAAGGAGAUGGCAUGAAGCUUUUGACUGCAGAGAUGGACAUUUUGGGGAAGAUCAGGCAUAGAAAUAUACUGAAGCUAUACGCUUGUUCAGCGAAUGGCGGAUCUAGUGUUCUCGUGUUUGAGUACAUGGCAAAUGGUAAUUUAUUUCAAGCGCUUCACAGGGAUAUUAAAAGCGGGGAGCCCGAAUUGGAUUGGUGCCAGAGGUAUACGAUUGCUUUGGGAGCAGCUAGGGGCAUUGCUUAUCUGCAUCAUGAUUGUUCACCAGCUAUAAUUCAUAGAGAUAUUAAAUCCACCAACAUUCUGCUCGACGACGACUAUGAGGCAAAAGUUGCUGAUUUCGGAGUUGCAAAGAUUGCAGAAAGCUCUCAGAAGGGUUGUGAUUACAGCUCCCUCGCUGGCACACAUGGCUAUAUUGCUCCUGAGCUGGCUUAUACUGCUAAAGUGAACGAAAAGUGCGAUGUGUAUAGUUUCGGUGUGGUGCUGCUCGAGCUAGUAACUGGCAGGAGACCAGUUGAAGAGGAUUACGGUGAAGGAAAGGAUAUUGUUUACUGGGUUUCAACGCAUCUGAGUGACCGUGAAGCGGUUGUUAAGAUUCUAGAUGAUAAAGUGGCACAUGAAUGUGUCGAGGACGACAUGAUCAAGGUCUUGAAGGUUGCUGUUCUCUGCACUACCAAGCUACCGUCCUUGCGCCCGACAAUGCGGGAUGUUAUAAAGAUGCUUACGGCUGCUGAUCCUUGCACUUUCAGGUCCGGAAACAACACCUGUAACGACGAAAACGUCAAGGAUUUCUCACCCAGUACUGAUGAAUUGUCUCUUUUAGCAGUAGCUAGCUAAUUGCAAGGUUCAAAAGGUAGAUACAUAGUGUUAAUUUCUUCGUUUUAUAAUGCUUGUCAUGUAAGUAGAGAAUUUAAAAUCAUAUAUAUGCUUAGUAAAUGUACCGUUAUGUUUACGGGUAAUGCUAAUGAGAUCAAUUUUGUAAACUAAAUUUUGUAAAUCAUUUGACGUGGUUGUUGAUGAUUGAAUUAUUACUUAAGUGUUGAUUAA
Malus domestica (apple) is the source of this 3808-nucleotide messenger RNA. RefSeq names its product receptor protein-tyrosine kinase CEPR2. Gene Ontology annotation, molecular function: protein kinase activity; ATP binding; protein binding. The record is from RefSeq and is a predicted model, not a curated record. Gene Ontology annotation, biological process: protein phosphorylation. Lineage: Eukaryota; Viridiplantae; Streptophyta; Magnoliopsida; Rosales; Rosaceae.